AAACCCAGAAUUCUCGCAGCUGUCUCGUACUCAGUCUACCAAACGGGCAUUAAAAAAAAAAAAAGGACAUACUGCCAUAUUCGAGCAAUAUUAGAACCAGCCCCCCACAAGUUCCUAACUUUCCUUGGGAAAAAAACACCUUCAAUCCCAGGAACUAAAGCGAGAAGACAUUAUGCCAGCUUCCUCGCUACAAUUCCACGGAACCAAUCCCACCAAUAUUCACACCGCAACCGUUACCCUCAAUAGCCAUAAACACUCCCAAAUCAGCGCUCUUUUGCACAACCGAGUCGACCUAGUACCCGACUUGGUGGCCUUACACCACACCCACACCCUGGGGUCCAACCAGUGCUGCUCCGCCGUGGUCCAGACCAUCGACGCUCCCAUCUCGACCGUCUGGUCCAUGGUCCGACGAUUCGACGAGCCGCAGGCCUACAAGCACUUCCUCAAGAGCUGCCACGUCAUCGACGGCGAUGGUGACGUGGGCACUCUCCGAGAGGUCCAAGUGGUGUCGGGGCUGCCUGCCGCCUCCAGCACAGAGCGCCUCGAGAUCCUCGACAACGAGCGCCACGUCCUCAGCUUUAGCGUCGUCGGUGGGGACCACCGUCUCCACAAUUACCGGUCCGUUACCACCCUUCACGCCGCCUCGUCCGCCGUCAACGGUACGAUAGUGGUCGAGUCCUACGUUGUUGAUGUGCCGCCGGGUAAUACAAAGGAAGAGACGUGCGUGUUUGUGGAUACAAUAGUACGUUGCAAUUUACAAUCUUUGGCUCAGAUCGCUGAGAAUACAGCCAGAAACUAGCAAAUUAAAUAUAUAUAUGGGUCGAUUGGAUCGUGUAUCAUGGAUCAUUGAGACCCACACGGGGAAUUGGUAGUACUGUUAGGUUUUCUGAUGGCUUUAUCAUAUGGCAAUGGCUGGAGCUGAUACACUGAUAUAUGUAAUAUCAUAUUAAGUACUGCCAUAUAUAUAUGUAUGUAUGUAUAUGUUAUACUGUUUCCCUUUACCAUCGAUCCUUUCUGGAGAUCGGUAGCUAGCUCCUAUAUACGUUAAGGUACAAUAUUUCAUGUAGUGUAUUUUUAUGUUUUACGUAUGGUUUAUAUAUGGUCAUACAAAUAUAUGUGUGUUUCUUUUGGGAAUUUUUUGCGUUUUUUUUAAAAAGAAUAAAAGAAAUUCUGAGCGGCGGACACGUUUUCUGUA
Messenger RNA from Carya illinoinensis, 1195 nucleotides. Its product is annotated as abscisic acid receptor PYL4-like. NCBI's taxonomy places the organism in Eukaryota, Viridiplantae, Streptophyta, Magnoliopsida, Fagales, Juglandaceae. Gene Ontology annotation, molecular function: protein phosphatase inhibitor activity; abscisic acid binding; signaling receptor activity. Gene Ontology annotation, biological process: abscisic acid-activated signaling pathway. The record is from RefSeq and is a predicted model, not a curated record. The transcript has a single exon. Bases 173 to 799 code for a protein of 208 amino acids. Gene Ontology annotation, cellular component: cytoplasm; nucleus.